Molecule: messenger RNA, 964 nt
Organism: Erigeron canadensis
Lineage: Eukaryota; Viridiplantae; Streptophyta; Magnoliopsida; Asterales; Asteraceae
Product: germin-like protein 9-3
Exons: 1
Coding region: 190-858 (222 amino acids)
Cellular component (GO): cell wall
Molecular function (GO): manganese ion binding
Source: RefSeq, a predicted model, not a curated record
UUAUAACCACAAACAUAACUGACCAAAACAUUGAAAGUUUUAUGACUAAUCGCUUAGUUCAACCCGUAAUUAAUUAAGGAUAAUCAUAGACAUUAUCUUUGGCAAAGGAUCAGAAUAAGACAUACUUUUUGGCUACCUUAAAUGAUCAGUUCUGUCAGUAUAUAUAAGUGUUGACUUCUCGAUCCGUAGAUGAAGAGCAACAGACUUCAAUUCCUACCUUCCGCAAUAAUGGCAUCAAAGUUUCCGUUUUUGUUACUAGUACUACUAUCAGUUUCAUUAUGUGCCACUUUCCAGAUAUCAAUGGCUGGAGAUCCAGACAUUCUCACAGACUUCAUCGCUCCACCGUUUUCAUUUGGCCCUCUAGACGGAAACUUCUUCACCUUCACUGGUACGAGGGAAGCACUUGUCAAGGCAGCCUUUCCGAAAACUUUUAAGGUCACAAAAGCAGCCAUGGCCGAGUUUCCUGCUCUUAACGGUCAGAGUGUUUCUUACGCUGUACUCCAGUUCCCUAAAGGCACGGUUAACCCACCACACACCCAUCCCCGGGCUUCUGAGCUAUUGUUUGUCCUCAUAGGUUGUUUAGAAGUCGGGUUCGUUGACACCACAAAUAAACUUUUUACCCAGAGACUCCAAACGGGUGAUAUCUUUGUUUUCCCUAAAGGACUUGUUCACUUCCAGUUUAAUGGUGAUUCCAAAAAUCCAGCUUUAGCUCUCUCUGCCUUUGGAAGUGCUAACGCAGGGACUGUGUCGAUCCCAAAUUCGGUUUUCAACACUAGUAUCAGUGAUCAGGUUUUGGCAUUGUCAUUCAAAACCGACGUCGCCACUAUUAAAAAGAUCAAAUAUGGGCUUUCAGGCUAAUUGGGAUAAGGUAUAAUUAAAAAAUGCUUCUAUGCGUUUGUUGUGUAUGGUGUGGCCCCAAUAAUAAAUUUCUUUAAGUGAUGAAUAAAAAAUUUGAAGCUGAUUA